Gadus morhua (Atlantic cod) is the source of this 1542-nucleotide messenger RNA. RefSeq names its product cytokine induced apoptosis inhibitor 1 (gene ciapin1). Gene Ontology annotation, molecular function: iron-sulfur cluster binding. Gene Ontology annotation, biological process: iron-sulfur cluster assembly. The transcript is spliced from 9 exons. Bases 155 to 1090 code for a protein of 311 amino acids. NCBI's taxonomy places the organism in Eukaryota, Metazoa, Chordata, Actinopteri, Gadiformes, Gadidae. Gene Ontology annotation, cellular component: cytoplasm. The record is from RefSeq and is a predicted model, not a curated record.
GUGUUGUGACGAAUUUAUUAAGCGACCCGCCGCAUGUUGUGCACGUCAUUGUUUUGAGCAAUACAGACCACCUGACCGUCUUUUCGCAUGUCCGCCGCGAUCUGAAUUUAUUUCAUUUUAUUCAGAAGUAAGGGACCUAAUAUAGAAGCCUAGAAUGGACCUUGGCAUCAAGGCAGGAGACAAGGUGCUCCUGGUGUGGAAUCAACCAUCAUCCCCUUUGGCCCUCAAAGAGCUGGCGGAGAGUGUGGGUGCAUUCAUUGGAACCGAUGGCAAAAUAUCAGUCGAGAAUAUGGAAAUGCUGUUAUUAUCCUCCCAUAGACCUUCCUCCUAUGACUGGGUCCUCUCCUGCCUUCUCAUUGACAGCUCGUCUGUCCACAGCUCAGAAACGCUGGCGGAAAUGGCCCGGGUUCUCAAGCCCGGCGGGAAGCUCAUUAUGGAGGAGCCGGUCACAGGAACUAAUGGAUACAGUGUGAGGACUGCUGAGAAACUGGCAUCUGUCCUGAAGCUGUCAGGCCUGACGUCUGUUGCAGAGAUGGGUAAAGCAGAGAUGAGUCCAGACGCACUGAGCUCUCUCAGGAGCAGCACUGGCUACCAGGGGAACUCCCUGCUCAGGGCCCGCAUGUCGGCCGCCAAGCCAGACUUUGAAGUGGGCUCGUCGAGCCAGCUCAAACUCUCUUUUGGGAAGAAGACGCCUAAGCCAGCCGAGAAACCAGCCCUUGAUCCCAAUGCUGCCAAAAUGUGGACCCUCUCAGCCAAUGACAUGGACGAUGAGGCUGUGGACUUGGUGGAUUCUGACACUCUGCUGGAUGAAGAGGACCUAAAGAAACCCGAGGCCUCCUCCCUCCGAGCCACCUGUGGAGAUGGGGCUGCCAAAAAGAAGAAAGCCUGCAAAGACUGCUCGUGCGGCUUGGCUGAGGAGUUGGAGCAGGACACCAAAGGAGUGCAGAAGGCCAGCCUACCAAAGUCUGCCUGUGGAAGUUGUUACCUGGGUGAUGCCUUCCGCUGUGCUAGCUGCCCACAUAUGGGUAAGCCAGCCUUCAAGCCAGGAGAGAAGAUCGUGCUAGACAAAAAUACCCUGACCGAUGCUUAAAGACCCAGAACCAUAAACAAGAAACACAACUUGUUGCACCAAACCCAUUUCUGACCUCUAGGUUACAUUCCGCCACUUGUUACAUGAAAGCAGUGUUGGUUUAGGGAGAAAAUGAUUGACAUGGAUGGCAUUUAAAUUGACAAUUGAUCAAUUCUAAGUUAAUGACCAAUGCUUAAAAAUCACAAUAGUCGGGUAAAUCACAAUAGUACAUCUUAUCAGUCACGUGAACUGUUUGUUAUUGAAGGAUGUCAAGGUUUUUCUGAUUUAGUUAGCAUUUGUGUCACUUUAAUAAAAAAUCCUUUGCAGAUGCUGGCUCUAAAUGAAGUUGAAGUUAGUCAAGUCAAUCAUUACCUUAAUGAGAGCACCCAAAUUUGAAUUUUCAAGCUUCAUGUAUAUUUGCCUGUAUAGAUGAACAUUUUGGCAAAAUAAUAAAUGCACUUGAUUUGAAUGAG